This is a messenger RNA of Helianthus annuus (common sunflower), 922 nucleotides long. RefSeq names its product protein LURP-one-related 8. The transcript is spliced from 2 exons. Bases 69 to 656 code for a protein of 195 amino acids. The record is from RefSeq and is a predicted model, not a curated record. NCBI's taxonomy places the organism in Eukaryota, Viridiplantae, Streptophyta, Magnoliopsida, Asterales, Asteraceae.
CCCUCUAUUCACCUGCAAACAACCUCAAUAAAAUCCUUUAAAUUUUCUCUGUUAUCAAACACAGAGUUAUGACGAAGGUAUACCCUAACGCCGUUAUUCCCCAGCCUGCCACCGUCACCGCCCCUACCCGUGGUCCCCUUGUCCUCACUAUUUGGAAGAAGUCUCUUCUCUUCAAUUGCCAUGGCUUUACCGUCUUCGAUUCCAAUGGCAAUCUUGUUUAUCGAGUCGAUAACUACGCUGCUGGAACCAAGGCCGAGAUCCUCCUCAUGGACGCCACAGGCCGCUCUCUUCUCACCCUCCGCCGCAAGAGGUUAAGUUUAGUGGACAACUGGACGGUGUACGAUGGAGAAACCGCAGCGAAUCCUAAAUUCACAGUGACAAAACACGUGAAUCUCCUCAACACAAAGUCCAUAGCUCACGUGAACAUAACGGGUUCCAAAACAAAGAAGCCAGUAUACGAGAUCGAAGGCUCAUAUACGCAGAGAUGCUGCGUUGUCUACGAUGAAAAGCGGCGCCACGUAGCUGAAAUCAACCGCAAGGAGGCGGUUGGAGGUGUGAAGUUCGGUGGUGAUGUAUUUCGUUUGGUUGUGCAGCCGGAGAUUGAUCCAACGGUUGCAAUGGCACUAGUCAUCAUCCUAGAUCAGAUGUUCCAAUAACCGUUUAACAAGAUUCGAUUGGGAUUAAUCGGAUCAACUGACAGUGCUUAUGGAUUAUGAUCAUGUCUGAAUUGGUACGAAUCAAAACAAAACUUUUUUAAGGAUUUUGUUUUUGAAAUUUGGUGAAUUGAGGGCUUGGUGCUUUUGGUUUUUAUAUAAAAGAUCAAGCUCAGAUGGAGUAUGUGUGUAUGUAUUAGUGUAUCAGCAUAUAUACCAUCAUCAUUUAUAUAUAAUGAAGUUUGAUGUUGUAGAUAUGAUUUGGUUUA